AUGACUGUGGAAGGUGGCGGCCCAGUGGGCGGAUUCCUGGUGGAACAACCGCAGCAGCAGCGCCAGGUCCAGCCGCCGCCGCCGCCGCCGCCGCCGCCGCCCUCGCCGCCGGGGAUGGCCCUCCUGGGCUACGGCUCGCUCACCCCGUCGGCCGCGGCUGUUAACGCCAACUCAUCCACGGAAGAUCCAAGCAAGAAGAUUAGGAAGCCGUACACCAUAACCAAGUCCCGGGAGAGCUGGACGGAGCAGGAACAUGAUAAAUUCCUUGAGGCGCUUCAGCUGUAGAGCUCCUUUCCUUUUCCUUUUAUUUUUCUCAUGUCUGCACCUUUCGUUCUUCGUUAGAACGGUUUCACUUUCUGGGAAUUUGGGUGGGUUGUAGACUUGUUAAUUUAUUUUGGGGGGGAAACGUCCAGCUAUUACAGCUUUGAGGGUAUCAUCAAGUUGGGAUUUGCUUUGUUGAGUUGCUUUCUUUAUGAAUUAGAGAUUCCUUAGUCUGGAGUCUGCUCCGAUUCAAAGAUGAAUACUUUCCUGAUUCUGAUUUGGGUCAUGGAGUAAUCUCCCUGGGAUUUUAAUUAGACUUGGGGCUUGCAAUUGCGAAUCACUUCGGCUCUGCUAGUGUAGAUCGUCCCGCUUUUCAAGGUGGAAGUGAACAAGUAAAGAUAGAGAUAGGGUAGCAAGAUGGAAACUUCUGCUGCAAAGAUUCCGAUAGAUGGAUCAAGUAGUUCAUUGUCAUCAUUAAAAAAAUCUUUGAUCACCAUUUUUGUUAAUAUGUGGGAUAUUUAGGAUCAUAUGUGAGAAAAGCAUAUAAAUUGAGCAAUCACUUGGAGGAUUGAUAGUCUGUUGAUAUUUCAUGAUUCUUGGUAAAAGUCGGAGUAAAGCAUCAAUGAGAUCUGUGGCAAUGCAAUUUUAGGGACAGCUCCUUUCGAUGAGUAUUUCUGCCAUCAUUAUGGGCGUAUUUAUUUACCUCUCCCCAAAAUUAGCGUAUAUUAUGUUUACCAUACUAAUUGAGCAUAAAGAUGAGUUUAAGCUCUUCCAUGAUGAUUUGAUUUAACCACAUCAAAUCUUCCCUCUAGUUAUUGAAGCCCAAAAUAUUCACUAUGAACUUUCUUAACAUUGCUUACGGGCAAACAACAGAAAUCAAAGAGAGGACCCUGAGUAUUUGAAAAUUAUUUGAAAAUUAUUAUCAUAUGAGUUGGAGAGAUUGGGAUGUUGCAAAUGUUUAUACCUCUUUCUGGGGUUGAGUUUUAUCAAGGAAUGAACUGAGCGCUGUUUUGGAGGGUUUCAAAGAAAACGGUAUGGCUUGAAAUCAAAGAUACUGUCUCCUUGAGGGAUGGCUGGAAUUAUGGCUAUCUUUAACUGUCUUAUGCUGUCUAAGACAUUGAAGGAAGAGAUUGAUCUUUUUAUUCUGUAGGUACUAGAGACUGCAAUGAGGGAGCCAUGUAGGUUUCUGAAAGCUAGUAUGCUGAGAAAGAUGACUAAUUUACAUUGGGAGAGUGUCCCAGCUGCUGGUGGCUAAAUUAAACGGCUGAAAGAAAAUUAUGAAACAUGAGUUCACAAUUUUAGCUUUGGUUUCGAAUUUCUAUGCUUCCCUGGACUAGUGAGACAGUAGAUCUACUUUGCUCUAUCAGUGUAUUUACAUUUUAAAUUGGCGUAUUUGGGGUCUCAUUUUUUCAAAUCUUGUUAUUUUAGCUUUGAUCGUGAUUGGAAGAAGAUUGAGGCUUUUGUUGGCUCGAAGACAGUAAUCCAGGUAUGUCUCCUCUGGGUCAGACAUGCAACCUACGGUAAAAUAUGUUAUUUUUGAUUGACUAUUCAAAAACACUGAAGGCUGUAGUAUUUUAUGUUGUAAAAGGGUUUGUUUCUGUUUUAUGUUUUGUGUUCUCUGGUAGUCAACAAGUAGCAUAGCAAAGAGGAAUUAUAUUCUCCAUAUUAUGAUUGUCAGCAGCUAGUGCAGCUGCAGCUGCCUUUGAUUUUUUCUUUAUUUUUGUGUGCCGCAACUCGUUGAGGAGAAAAUCAAUAAUAAGAAUUUGCUUGGUGGACCUGAAUGCCGAUACAUUAUGAAGAGGCAUUCUUUGGGUGAUGGGGGGCUAUCAGGAGCUACUUGUGAGGAGUUGGACUGAUUAUAGAGGGAGGCAGGAUCAAACAUGACUAGUGUGAUUACACAAUUAAAAAAGACAGACGUGAAUUGGCCAAAUGGUAGAUUGCUUAAUGUUCCCAGAGCAGGAGACAAGGGAUAGACGAUAAUACACGGAGGCACUGGAUGGAUCAUAAUAAGCAAUGAUGCUUGAUGAAGAAGCAAUCACCAUAUAUAUAUAUUAAGCAGAGUGUGUGAUGGAUUGGAUGAGUGCUAGGAGAAGAAAUAUGCUAUGAUUGAUGCAUGUAGACCACUUAUCUAAGGAAGAAGAAAUCAAGGAAAUAUAAUGGGUUCUUUCCAGGUUUUUCACGAUGGAAGAUGGCUGGAAGCCAUCUUCAUCGGAUGAUCUGUUGCUUUAUUGAAAGGGCAAGGCGUGGAGAGCUAUUCUUGCCCUAACCAGAGUCAAAGAACUGGGCUGGAUGGAUUCCACAUUAUCUUCCUCCAGUCUUAAGGAAAACCCGAGAAGUUAAUGUGGAUAUCGUGGAGUUUUAUAAGGAAGGAAAUAAGGAAGCCCAUCUUACCACUGAAACUGAGGAACGGAAGAUAAGAGGUUUCAGGAUUACAAACCUGUUGCCUUGGAAACUAGGGUUGUGGAGCGUCAUCAAAAAGCAUUUUGUAGUUCAGAGAGAGUGGCCAACAAAAUGAAAAGUCGGAAUUAGAGUGCCUACUUAUGGUGUGGGAAAUUUAUGAGAAAUUGAUUGUGGCUAAUGGAUGCAUACGGGCUAAGAAGACCUAAGAGGGAAGUUCGGUUCUUUGGCUGGACCUUUUCGAGGCCUAUGCAAAGCGAGAUAAGAGACCUUUUACAAGUGCUAGAUCAGAUGAUAUUGGAUGAUGGAUGAAUUUGGUUGUCAUAUUUUUCUGCCAUAUUCGCUCUGCUGAUUAAUAAGGUGCCCAGAGGAGUCUUUUGUAUCAGGAGAGAGUUCAGCCAAGGAGGCCGUUUGUUUCCUUUCCUGUUUUUUCGUUAUCACUGAAAUGCUUGCUAAAUACGAUAGAGAACAGGAUUUGGAAAAAUCAGGGGAUUCUGGCCUUAUGCACAUUGCUUAUUAGUGACACGUCAUCUAUGUGCAGCUAACAUCAUUUUCUUCGUUCAACCAGAGGAGGCGCUGAUGUAUAAACUAGACUGAUGUUAGAAUUUUUCGUAGAGAAAGGGUGCUCUUGGUAAUCUGUGAUAAUAGCUUGAUUGUGGGAUGGAUGUAGAGAAAGAGGCGCCCCAUGCUUUAAGGCAAUGUAUCAUUAGAAAAAAAUUCUAUUUCGUAUUUGGGGAUUGCACUUUGUUUAUGUGCAUCACCUACACAAUCCUCGGAUUGGAAAAAAAUCGUAAGAUUGAAGGAUGGAAAAGAAAACUAUUCUUCAUUUGGUCAUAGAUUACCGUAAUCUGUGGCCGUUCUGUCAACUUAACAACUUUUUGCUUAUCCAUGUUCGGGAUUCCAACACAACUGUUGGGAAGCUAUAGUGUGAGAUUUACUGACUAUCGCAACAACUGUCUUCAAAUUGAGAGAUACUAUACAGACUACUAAUAUGUUGAACGUGGGUAUUGACAUUUAUAUAGCAAAUGUCUGGAAGGCAAUUCUGGAAAGAUGUGUUCUGGAACUUCAGCUUCUUAGGAACAUCUUCAUUUACUAUAUCGGUCUGUUGAAGAUAACUCUGCACUGGUGGCAUAAUUUUAUGAUACUUGGGUAGAGAAAGGUAAAUGGCCCUCGACUUUUUUAAAGCAACUUUGGGGAGGAAGAGGUUAACGACGUGAAGAAUCUCUCAGGUUUUUGUCAAUAGACACAUUACCAUUGGGAGAGUGCAAGUUCAUAGGGGUGAAAAUGACAAUGACAAUGAGGGCCAAAAGUUCAUUGGGAUUGGCAUUGCGUAUGACUGCCCAUUGGUGACUGAAAUGAUGGCUUAUUGUAAACGAACCCUUUGAACAAACAUGUAACCAGAGGAGCAAUUGGACAUGCCAGAAGCAAAGCCAUUUUCUGAAGAUAUUAAUUAGUGAUUCUAACAUAAUGAGAGGGUGAGCCAUGGUUCCAUCCUGGUUUGAGAUGAUUGUACUUCGCUUUGGGAAUCUGGGUGUUUAAUAUUGUUUUUUCCCCUUGUGGUCUGUAGAGCUGCUGGAUUACAUGCUUUGUUGGAGACCUCAUUGAUACUAUAUGUGCUGUUCCCUGUUUCUUUCUUUGAAUUUUGAUAAACUUGAUGAUCCCGUUCAAUCAGGGCCAUGAAUUCUUUGGUGAAUAAAAGAGAGGUUCUUCAGUUUUGGUGAAGGCUUUUUCUGGGUCGUUUCUGAUUUGACUUUUUUGUAUAAACAGAAAGGUAAACACCAGGGCAUUAGUUCGGCAGUAUUGAGAUUAUGUAUGAUAAUAUUGGUGUUGAUUGAUAUUUUUUGGAUGGAUUAGAUUGAACUUAGAAGGAGUCUUCCAUUUUGUAAUAAACGAAACUGUUGAAAUAUUGUGACACGACAUAAGGAUUGUGCUGAAAGAAAGGAUGGUCCUAAAACGGAAACAAUGUUAUGUGCGAAGCAAUAAAUACAGAGGACAAUUGUGACAUCCAUAUUGACUGUAUCACUGGCUAGUGAAUAAUUGGACCCGUUUUUCCUGAGUAGCAUCAUGUAAUUGUUUUUGUCUAAGUAAUCGUUAUUUUCUAAUAUCUUCCCUCUGAACCGCGAAAAUUGUGUACGAUUCCUUUUCAUGUAAGCUACUCUUACAGAGUUAGAUUUCCACAGAUUAGAAGCCAUGCACAGAAAUAUUUUCUGAAGGUUCAGAAGAACGGGACAAGUGAACAUGUACCACCACCUCGCCCCAAGCGUAAAGCAGCACACCCCUAUCCUCAAAAAGCCUCUAAAAACGGUAAACGAUUGAACAUUUAUUUAUUUUACUGUUAUGUUUUUCUGUAAACUUUGUUGACUUCAAAUUUUGGAAAAUUUCCAGCUCCAUUAUUGUCCCAAGGCAGCCGACCGUUUCAAGCAUCUUGCUUGCUAGAACCAAACUCUGCUACAAGGAUGGAUUCAUCAUCUGUGUUGAGGAGCUCUGGCACUGGAACAACAGUUGCAUCAUGGUCUCAUAGUACUUCUGUUCCACCACUUAGCGCAUCAAACCUAACCAAAGGUUCUUGUUAUUUUGUUUAUUUCCAAUGAGUAUGGAUGAUAUCACUUCAAGAAUUCUGACUUGAGAAAUGCCUUUCCAGAUGAUGCUCGUCUUGGGGGAUCUGCUGUUGUUAAUAAUUGCUGUUCAAGUAGCACCGAAAGCCCUUCUGGGACAUGGCCGAUUUCUGAUACAACUGUUCAACAAAAUCACAUGGCUUCACUUCGUGGUAAGUUUUCAUUUUCACUGUAAUACACAUCCAUAUCUGUAUACCACUGCAGUUGAGGAUACCAAAGAAAUGUUAUGCAAUUACUUCGUGCAUAAUAUUUAAGCUUUCAGGAAUAAGAAUUCUAUCGACACUAAGUUAACAUCGAAAGGUUUUUUGGCCAAACAUUCUUUUACAGGUCGAUGGCACCACAACUUCUGUUUUUCUCGUAGGUUGAUGAACGAGCAUGAAUUGUUCCAUUUAAAAUCUUGAGGUUGUUGUCAACUACUAAUGAGCUGAUCCUUCUAUAUUUAAUUCUGGGUUUUCCUGGAAAAGCUUUAUUAAUGCUUCCUUCUCUUUUGUUAAAUUUCCUGGGAAGAUAAGUGUGGGCUUAAGUGUGUUGCCAAUUUGAUCAACAAUCUACCUCUACUCGGAGGGCAUUUAAUCGUUGGAUGAUAAUAUAUUUAUAUAUUCUUUCCUUCUAUGUAAGCUUAAUCGUUGAACGAUAGGAAGAGAACUGUCACCAUUACGGAGUAACUUCAUUAAUGGGCUUUGAUGCACGAAUCCAAACCUCUGGACAGGACAUGUAGAGCACUCAGACUUCCGAUGCCCCCAUGUUUAAUGGGUAAACCAGGGCAUAUGCACUCUGUGCUAUAUGGGCCAGUGUUGAUUCUUAUGUGGUGUUUUGAUUGAAGAAGAAGUGUUAUAUUAUACCCCAGCCCUAAAUAUAAUUCCCUUUGGACUGGAGUAAGGUCGCAGCUGAAAAGCACAUGUUCUGAUGUGAUAGUUCUUCCUUGUCUUCUCCUGUAAGAGCUCUUCUGAGCUCUACUCCAAGAUAGUUCUUCCUCCCUGCAUGCACAGAUGUCUACCCAUUUGUUCACAACCAACAGAAAUAACAUGUUGGAGACAUUUGCAAUGCUUAGGCGUCCUAACCAUGUUUCCUUAGAAUAUGUUACCCUCCCCGUUUCCUCUUCCUUUGUUGAGGGCUUUCUAAACCUAUUUUCUGCUCUCAAAUGCUCUCCUCCAUAAGGAAGAGCAUUUUUGUGAUUCGUCUGGCUGAUUUCUUGUUUCCUCUUUGAGAAGGGGGAAGGUGUCAGGUUCGUGAAAAAAAAAAGAGUGGCUUUAAUAGAUUUGGAAAUUUCUGUUUUUUCUUUUACCCAAAUAAAAAUCAGUCAUUCGAGACAGUCAGUUCUUACCUGGAUCAAGAUCUGAUCCAGAUAACCUUGGAUUGAUCCUUUUUUGACUGGUCUUACUUGUAGUUGACUCCUAUGAAUAUCCCAGCUGUCCCAUUCACUGGUUUUUCAUUUCCAUGGCGUGUUAUAUAUAUUUUUGGUUUUGCAGUGAUGCCAGACUUCGUUGAAGUGUAUAGCUUCAUUGGAAGUGUGUUCGACCCAAACACAAGUGGUCACUUGCAGAAACUAAAGGAGAUGGAUCCGAUUGACGUGGAAACUGUAAGUAAUGAAUACUUUUGAGUUUAUUCACUGCAAAACUUCGUUCUCUACUCUGCAUAAGAUGUUGAAUGGACAUGGCCUUUCUGCCAGCAGGUUGGCGAUUCCAUUGCACGAUUUUCUGCCAACAUUCCCCCACCCCUCCCCAUACCUACCCCGUUAGGUUCCUCUGAAGUCCCUCCCCUUCCUCAUGGCAACUCAACUUUCACUGUUCUUUCAUGAGCAACACACCUCACCCGAAUUUCCUCCCCAUUAGCUUAUAGGCUUAUAUGCGCAUUACACACUCUCCCAUCCCCUCCCCUUUACCAACUAUCCAUCUUCAAAUUUUAACGAGGCUGCUCAUGCCAAAUGCUCAUAAAUCCUCAAAACUUUCGCAAAGAAAUAACAGGUUUUCAGCGGGAUAGAAUUGACAAGGUUUAACAUUAAUAAAUAUGAAGAUAGAUAGCCGGGUGGGGGUAGUACUGAUGCGCUCUACCUGCGCUGUGGCAUUUGGUGGAAACGGAAUCGAUAUACGCUCUGCUCCCAACAACCUGAAUGAUGACUAGCUUUAUUGCCAUCGCUUACAUCUUAUUUUUAUUAGUCAUAUAGUCAUAAUGGAAUUUAUUGACUUACACAGUGAUAUUUCUUAUGUUGAGAUUGAACACUCUCUUGAUCUCUCUCUCUUAACCAAUUUGUCUGUGCUCAGAUAUAGUAUUUUAUUUUUGACACAUUUUUAGAUUAAUUAUGAUCCUAAGGACUUACACAUUUUUAGAUAUAGUAUUUUUAGUAUCUCUCUCUAGAUUCCUUCCGUUUGGUUUUCCUGUGUGGAUAAGGUGGCACUCCAGGGGAGAAUUUCUAAACGCGUUGUCAUUUUCUUAUCCAGGUGAUGCUGCUUAUGAAAAACUUGUCGGUCAACUUGACAAGCCCUGAUUUUGAGGAUCAUGUAAGUGUUCUUUCCCAUUUAACUCGUGGGGAUAUCUUUCCUCAUGGUUUGGGUUUCAGUAGUCUUUGUCUAAAUCACUCCAGUGGCAGCUCCAUGGGAAAUCACGUUGCUUAUUUCCACGAUCAAAUAUUUUGUUUACGUUUUGUGUUCAUGUGACUUUGCGUGGUCUUCUGGUCUUCCUUCAGAUGCUAGUCCAAAUGUGUCAAUUCUUCUUUUGGCCAUUCUUUUACUCCUUAUGGGCUGUUCUUCCUCAAGAUGAGAGGGAACCUGGUUGAUCCUCCUUUCCCCUUCUACCUUUUGUCUUCUCUCUCUCUCUCUCUCUCUCUCUCUCUCUCUCUCCCUCUCUCUCUCUCUCUGUCUUUUCCCUUCUCCCAUCAUUCUUAUUUUCUGAUUAUUUCUUUAUCUCUCACCUCAUUGGUUCUUCUCCCCUCCCCAUCUGUCACCGCAGCUUUGCCUCUUUUGGAGAAAAAAAAAAAAAAAAAAAAAAAAGGACCAGGCAGGCUGCCGCUAAACAGCUACCAUCUUCACAUAAUAAAUUCAUCUCUUGUUCACUAAUUGUGAAGGCUUAUUUAAUGGUUGUGAGAUAAAAUGAGCCCGUUUAUACAACCAAUUUAAAUCUUUUGUUCAUUUCAAGCAGAGGAGAUUGCUGUCUUCAUAUGACGCCAGCCACGAUGAGAUCAAACCCUGCGGGGUGAAAGACGCUCUCCAAGCCAACGACCCCAUGAAUGUCCCUUUCAUGUAA
Spirodela intermedia is the source of this 8513-nucleotide messenger RNA. Lineage: Eukaryota; Viridiplantae; Streptophyta; Magnoliopsida; Alismatales; Araceae. The record is from the annotation of a GenBank genome assembly.